Suillus clintonianus is the source of this 567-nucleotide messenger RNA. RefSeq lists its product as uncharacterized. The record is from RefSeq and is a predicted model, not a curated record. The transcript is spliced from 2 exons. Bases 1 to 567 code for a protein of 188 amino acids. Lineage: Eukaryota; Fungi; Basidiomycota; Agaricomycetes; Boletales; Suillaceae.
AUGUCCUGCAACGUAGCAGCCGCUGAACAGAGCGUGAGCGGUCUAACGGACAAGAUCCCAGCAAGCACAAUGCCAUCUAAGGACCCCCGAGAUUUAUGGGAGUCAUUGGUGUUCGUUGUUCAGCUGCUGGAGCCACUGCAAGUUCUUUCAGGUCUGCUGUGGCUUUGGGGAGAUCGCGCAGAGACCCUGGACGGGUGUGCAUGGCUGGAGACAGCGUACGGGCAUGACUGGCUGGAGAACGAGGCCAAUGAAGAUUACGGCCUGGUCGAGAAUAUGAGCUCCACGAGUUUCUGGCAUUCGCAGCAUCAGCACACCCACACCAUCCCAAACGAACACUCACCGGUUACCCUCCCAGAUACCACCUUCCCCACUUCCCCCGCUGCAGACGCCCCUUCAGGAAUAACGGCCCCUGCAAUCUUUGUGAUACUAAUCAAAGACGUAUUCGUAGCCACGAACUCACACGUUUUGUGCAGAUUUGUUGUGGAGGAGGACUGGAACGUUGGCGUGGAGGAGGACUGGGACAUUGGUGUGGAGGAGGACUGGGAUGUUGGCGUGGAGGAGGACUAG